Molecule: messenger RNA, 635 nt
Organism: Rotaria socialis
Lineage: Eukaryota; Metazoa; Rotifera; Eurotatoria; Philodinida; Philodinidae
Source: the annotation of a GenBank genome assembly
UUAUUUGUGAUGCAGGGAAUCGACGAGUUGUACGAUGGUCUCGUCGUAGUGGUACAACACAAGGUGAAAUACUCAUCGACAAGAUCGGUUGUUAUGGAUUCGCUAUGGAUGAGCAGAGAUAUCUCUACGUCGCUGGCAACGGACUAAGUGAAAUAAGACGAUAUAAAUUAGGUGAUAAGCAUGGCACUCUCGUAGCUGGUGGUAAUGGCGUUGGUGCUAGACUCAAUCAACUCAACUGGCCGGCAUAUAUCUUUGUCGAUCGACAACAGAAUCUAUACGUAUCAGAAUUCUACAAUCAUCGUGUAAUGAAAUGGAAUAAAGGUGCAAAAGAAGGUAUUGUGGUCGCUGGAGGACACGGCGUAAGGAGUGCUUUGACACAAUUGUCUUAUCCUGAUGGAAUCUUCGUUGACACGUUGGGUACAGUCUAUAUAGGAGACAGGUACAAUCAUCGUGUAAUGAGUUGGACUAAAGGAGCGACACAAGGCACUGUAGUUGUGGGUGGUAAUGGUCCAGGAGCGGGAGCAAAUCAGUUCUACUUCCCCAUUGGUUUGUCUUUCGAUCGACAUGGUAAUCUCUAUGUCGUCGAUUGUAAUAAUCAUCGUGUUGAACAAUUUUCUAUCGAAAAAGACUGCUAA